This is a messenger RNA of Motacilla alba alba, 3405 nucleotides long. RefSeq names its product DNA ligase 3 (gene LIG3). Gene Ontology annotation, cellular component: DNA ligase III-XRCC1 complex. Gene Ontology annotation, biological process: double-strand break repair via alternative nonhomologous end joining; DNA biosynthetic process; DNA recombination. The transcript is spliced from 20 exons. Lineage: Eukaryota; Metazoa; Chordata; Aves; Passeriformes; Motacillidae. The record is from RefSeq and is a predicted model, not a curated record. Gene Ontology annotation, molecular function: DNA binding; zinc ion binding; DNA ligase (ATP) activity. The coding region runs from base 159 to 3254 and encodes 1031 amino acids.
GGGCCCGGUGCUCUACGGAAGCCGCGCUGGCGCGCUCGUGUCCCGGCGGCGGCUGAGGCGGCGGCCCCGGCCUGAGGGGCUGCGGGGGUCCCGGGGGUCCCGACGGGGCGGGGAACGGGAUGGCGGCACCGUGAGGAGCUCGCCUCAGGCCGGACUGGAUGCCCGCGGGCGGCCGGACGCUGUCACACGCUGCCCGCGCUCUCGGCAGGGGCACGGCGCUGCUCUGCCUUCGCCCGCAGCUGCCCUUGCCCAGACCGUUCCGCCGCUCUGCCGCAGCGAGCCCCGGGUGCCGGUGCCGGCUGCUGUUCCAGCCUGUCCCCGUGCCAUCCCCGCAGCCCCGCGGCGCUGCCGGCGCGGGUCCCCUGUGCCUGCCGGUGGGCGGCUGGCUGCGCUCGGCCUGCGCGGCGGCCGGGGACAUGGCGGAGCAGCGGUACUGCGUGGACUAUGCCAAGCGAGGCACCGCCGGCUGCAAGAAGUGCAAGGAGAAGAUCGUGAAGGGCAUGGUGCGCAUUGGGAAGAUCGUUCCCAAUCCUUUCACCGAGUCCGGGGGGGACAUGAAGGAGUGGUACCAUGUCAAGUGCAUCUUUGAGAAGCUGGACAAGGCCCGGGCCACCACAAAGAAAAUUGAAGAUAUCACAGACUUGGAGGGAUGGGAAGAGCUGCAGGAUGAGGAGAAAGAAACAAUCAACAAGUACAUUUCAGAAGCCAAUUCCAAGACUGGAGGUACCCCGAAGAAGAAGGUGAUAGUGCAGGCAAAACUCACUGCCACAGGACAGCUGACCACAAAAGAUCCACCAAAGAAAUUCUCUGGAUUCUCUGCCAAGCCAAAGAAUUCAGAAGAUGCUGCUGCGAACUGUGCCCAGAAGCUCAGCCUGUCUGCAGCCAGGUGUGACCCCCAGCACAAGGACUGCCUGCUGCGCGAGUUCCGCAAGCUCUGCGCCAUGGUGGCUGAGAAGCCGAGCUACAACGUGAAAACCCAGAUCAUCCAGGACUUCCUCAGGAAGGGAUCUGCAGGAGAUGGUUUUCAUGGUGAUGUAUACCUGACCAUUAAGAUGCUGUUACCGGGUGUCAUUAAAAUAGUUUACAACUUGAAUGAUAAGCAGAUUGUAAAGCUGUUCAGCAGGAUUUUUAACUGCAACCAGGAAGAAAUGAUCCGGGACCUGGAGCAGGGAGAUGUUUCUGAGACCAUACGGAUCUUCUUCGAGCAGAGCAGGACCUGUCCUCCGGCAGCCAAGAGCCUCCUGACCAUCCAGGAGGUCGACGAGUUCCUCAUCCAGCUGUCCAAGCUCACCAAGGAGGAUGACCAGCAGAGUGUCCUGCAGCAGAUCAGUCGCAGGUGUACGGGCAAUGACCUGAAGUGCAUCAUCAGGCUAAUUAAGCAUGACUUGAAAAUGAAUGCUGGAGCAAAGCACGUGUUGGAUGCUCUGGAUCCCAACGCCUACGAGGCGUUCAAGGCCUCGCGGAACCUGCAGGACGUGGUGGAGCGUGUGCUGCAGAACCAGCAGGAGGCAGAGAAGGUGCCGGGGCUCAAGAAGACCCUGAGCGUGCAGGCCUCACUCAUGACCCCAGUGCAGCCCAUGCUGGCUGAGGCCUGCAAGUCCAUCGAGUACGCCAUGAAGAAGUGUCCCAACGGGAUGUACGCCGAGAUCAAGUACGACGGCGAGCGCGUGCAGGUGCACAAGAACGGGGAUCACUUCAGCUACUUCAGCAGGAGCCUCAAGCCUGUGCUCCCCCACAAAGUAGCCCAUUUCAAGGAUUUCAUCCCCCAGGCUUUCCCUGGUGGGCAGAGUAUGAUUCUGGAUUCAGAAGUUCUCCUGAUUGACAACAAAACUGGCAAGCCACUUCCUUUUGGGACUCUCGGUGUGCACAAGAAAGCUGCUUUCCAGGAUGCCAACGUUUGCCUCUUCGUGUUUGACUGCAUCUACUUCAAUGACGUCAGCCUGAUGGACAGGCCCCUCUGUGAACGGCGCAAGUUCCUCCACGACAACAUGGUGGAGAUCCCCAACAGGAUCCUGUUCUCAGAGAUGAAACAUGUCACAAAAGCUUCAGAUCUGGCAGACAUGAUCACCCGGGUCAUCCGGGAGGGGCUGGAAGGGCUGGUGCUGAAGGAUAUAAAGGGUAAUUAUGAGCCAGGGAAACGCCACUGGCUGAAGGUGAAGAAGGAUUAUCUCAACGAGGGGGCAAUGGCUGACACUGCUGACCUGGUGGUGCUGGGGGCUUUCUAUGGACAAGGCAGUAAAGGUGGGAUGAUGUCCAUCUUCCUCAUGGGCUGCUACGACCCCAAGAGUGAGAAGUGGUGCACGGUGACCAAGUGCUCUGGUGGCCACGAUGACGCCACCCUGGCACGUCUGCAGACAGAGCUGGACAUGGUGAAGAUCAGCAAGGAUCCUAGUAAAAUUCCACGGUGGCUAAAAAUUAACAAAAUCUACUACCCAGACUUCAUUGUCCCAGAUCCAAAGAAAGCCCCGGUGUGGGAGAUCACGGGCGCCGAGUUCUCGCGGGCCGAGGCGCACACCGCGGACGGGAUCUCCAUCCGCUUCCCGCGCUGCACCCGCAUCCGCGACGACAAGGACUGGCAGACUGCCACCAACCUGCAGCAGCUCAAGGAGCUGUACCAGCUCUCCAAGGAGAAGGCUGAUUUCAGUGUUGCAGCCGGGGAGGAAGACGAGUCCACAGCUGGCAGCAGUGGAGAGAAUGAUGGGAAUUCCAGGUCUUCCACACCUCAUAGCAGUAUUAAGAGUCCCCCAAGCAAGUCACCUGCAAAAUCCGAGAAGGCAGAAGACAGCAAAGGAGUCAUUGGAUCCCCUCAAAAACCCGAGGAGAAACGAGGGGAGAAGAGAAAAGCAUCUGAGAUGGAAGACAAUGGAAAAAAAGCAGCCGCUGCUGGACAUUUUCACGGGGGUGAAGCUCUACCUGGCGCCCUCCGUGCCGGACUUUGCCCGCAUCCGCCGCUACUUCAUCGCCUUCGACGGGGACCUGGUGGAGGAGUUCGACACGGCCUCGGCCACCCACGCCAUCGGGGACAUCGACGACAACCCCGGGGCGCAGCGGGUGACUCCCAGGUGGAUCUGGGAGUGCAUCCGCAAGCGCAGGCUGGUGGCGCCGUGCUAGCACGGGGGGCAGUGCUGGCACAGAGCCGCCGGGAACAGGGAGCUGGAGGGAACGGGAGGAGAUCCUCCGUGGAGGGGUGGAGGGACAGAAGUGCCCUCAGAAGUAGCCGCAGCACUCCAGAGCAGCCCUGUGGAAUGAAUUGAAAGGGUUCUCUGAAGCAGUGUCACUGCUGAAGCCCGUGCUCCUGCCCCUGCUGGAGACCACCGCCCUUGUCCAGGUGCCGGUUCAGUCUCCUUGGGUUUUUAAAGUUUGGGUAUUUUUAUAGAUAAAUAAAACUGAAGCAGCUUCUCCUUU